CCAAGGCCGAGUCACGUGACUCGUGUUUCUUAUUUUUUCGGUUGUUUGUAGUGUAGCAGGCGGCGGGACGAAGUGAUCCAGAACCGGAAGUUGGAAAAUGUGAGAAAACAUCCAAACGAAAGCACAAUUAAUUAAUCCCAGGUUAAGUCAUGGAUAGUUUGAUUGUGUAGGGAGUGAGGUUAUGUGAUCGACGUAAACAUCCGUCUUGUUUUUUCUGUGUGUUUGGACGUUAAGAGGUGUUUGUUGCAAUUUGGUUAAUUGUUGUGCAAUAACCAUUGACUUUGAAAGACAAGAUGGAAGAGUGCCAAAAAACCAUUGACUUAACAAUUCGGAGAGCACGGUUAUGUAACAAAUGGCGGCGGCGGCGCGCUCUAGAUUGGAUGAAUCAUUGCUAACGUUUGAUAAAAUUUUAGUUAUUUUACGCAAAAAUGAUUGAAGAACAAGAACUUUCGCCCAUAAUUCAUCAAGACAUCUAUGAAAUUAUGCGAGACGAAGUGGGAAUGGAUUCGUUGGUUAUGAUGAGCGAUACUGGUGGCAUUAUGGAUUCAAUGAACAUGAUGAAUGCCGACGAAUCUACUCUCAGUUUGGAAGACUUCAAAUUCAACAUCAACCAAAGCUCGUACCUCUCAGCCCCCAUUUUCCCCCCCAGCGAGCCGCUCGAGCUGUGCAACACCGAGUACCCCGGCCCCCUCAACUUUGAGGUGUUUGUGGACCCCAACGUGCUCAAAAACCCCUGGGAAUACUCCCCAAUUCUCAACAAAAUUUACAUCGAUAUGAAGCACAAAUUCCCGAUUAAUUUCAGCGUGAAGAAGGCCGAUCCUGAGCGCAGGCUUUUUGUCAGAGUUAUGCCGAUGUUUGAGGAAGACAGAUAUGUGCAAGAAUUGGUGCAUAGGUGCAUCUGUCACGAACAAUUGACAGAUCCGACCAAUCACAACGUUUCGGAAAUGGUGGCUCAGCACAUCAUUCGGUGUGAUAACAACAAUGCUCAGUAUUUCGGGGAUAAGAACGCUGGGAAGAGACUGAGUAUUGUUAUUCCCUUGGGGGCGCCGCAGGCGGGCACUGACAGUGUUAAGGAGUUUUUCCAUUUUGUGUGCAAGAAUUCCUGCGUUGGGGGCAUGAACAGGAGGCCUAUUCAGGUUAUUUUCAUGCUGGAGGAUGAAUGUGGUAAGGUUCUGGGUCGCCGCGUCCUGUGCGUCCGCAUUUGUUCCUGCCCGAAACGCGACCGCGAAAAAGAAGAAAAGAAGAAUGAGCCUCAUCAUUCGAGCAAAAAACGAAAAAUUGAGAAGAAAUUUACACCACCCUCGUCUGAAGCAAGCGAUACUCGGGUGUUUUCUCUAAAUGUCGUAGGCGAGGAAAACUACAAAAUAUUGUUGAAAGUUUGCAAGUCGUUGAUGUCAGACGAGAUAAUCAAGCUGGAAGAAAAAAAUGGCAACGCUGCGCCAUUUAAAAAAUGCCGCAAUGACGUCAUGAAUACGUUGCAACAAUUGAAUGAGUGAUUUUUAGGAUAUAUACACUUUUUCUCAUAAUCGUUUAUACUUAAUUUUAUUGUUUGUUUUGGAAUUUAUACAUUCCGAAAUAAUUGUUCUUUUAUAUUUUGGGUAAAUCCUCUCAGGAUGUACUUUUUGGUUGCAAUUAUGCAUUCCUUGCAAUUUAGUGAAGUAGGAUUUUAUUGUGAUCGAGUGGGCGAGUGACAUUUUAGCCCACGAGAAUUUUUUUAUCGAUAUGCCGGCCAUAUUGAACAUGGCGCCAUUUUUAGCAAUUUGGGUGUUUUACUAAUUGUGCUUUUUUACUUAUAUUUUUAUGUAUUCAUGGUAAUAAAUAUUUUUUACAUUU
Tribolium castaneum (red flour beetle) is the source of this 1833-nucleotide messenger RNA. RefSeq names its product cellular tumor antigen p53. The record is from RefSeq and is a predicted model, not a curated record. Bases 429 to 1496 code for a protein of 355 amino acids. Gene Ontology annotation, molecular function: RNA polymerase II cis-regulatory region sequence-specific DNA binding; DNA-binding transcription factor activity, RNA polymerase II-specific. Gene Ontology annotation, biological process: apoptotic process; regulation of transcription by RNA polymerase II. Gene Ontology annotation, cellular component: nucleus. Lineage: Eukaryota; Metazoa; Arthropoda; Insecta; Coleoptera; Tenebrionidae. The transcript has 8 exons.